This is a messenger RNA of Humulus lupulus (European hop), 863 nucleotides long. Its product is annotated as protein OXIDATIVE STRESS 3-like. The transcript is spliced from 2 exons. Bases 137 to 679 code for a protein of 180 amino acids. The record is from RefSeq and is a predicted model, not a curated record. Lineage: Eukaryota; Viridiplantae; Streptophyta; Magnoliopsida; Rosales; Cannabaceae.
CCUUUCAAAUAUCAUACAUUACAAAGAUCUCUACUUUUUCUUUUUCCUUCAUCAACAUCUUCUUCUUCUCCUUCUUCUACUUUAUAAGGUCGUGUUCUUCGUUUUUCUUCUAAGCACAUAUAUAUAUAUAUAUUGAAUGUUCAUAAUGGAUAAAGAAGCAGAGAAAAUAAUUUCAGAAGAUCAAAGAGUUGAUAAUAAAUUAGCUGAAAACGACAGAUGGGUUGUGAAUAUGGAAAGCUGUAAGGAUAUUGUUGAGUCAAGAUCUAUGGAUUCAUCACAAGAAAAUUCAUCAGUAGACUCCAUUGAAUCAUCAUCUUCGUCAGAAUUGGCAGAGGAUGCUUCUUCUUCUUCUUCUAAAUCAAGUUCAUCAACAUCAAUAUCAUCCUUUUCUUCGUCAAAUGGUCCCCUAUACGAACUAUCCGAGCUCAUGGUCCAUCUCCCAAUAAGAAGAGGAUUAUCCAAGUAUUAUCAAGGCAAGUCUCAGUCUUUCACAUCUCUAGCAAGUGUUGUAAAUGUUGAAGAUCUUCCCAAAAAGGUUUCACCUUACAGAAGAAAAAUGAUGAUGAAGUCAUGCAAGAGCUAUGGAGGGGGGUUAGAUAGCAAAUUACACUAUCCCAAGGCUCUUAUAUCAAAGAAAUCGGCAACAAGAGGAUCUUUAUUAUAUUCUAGGCACCUUUAAUUAAUUAGGGUUUUAUCCUUGUCCGUUUAACAAAUUCAAAUUUUGCACUUUUCCUUACUAUGUCAUGCGGAGCAUCGUUUCCUCUCUUUUCUUCAGUUUCUUUACUAGUUUUAUAUGAUGUAACUCUUUUUAACAAUACCCUUUAAAAAGAAUGAGUAGUUAAGCUGGUACCCUUUUUAUUUCA